AAAAAUAAUGCAAUUUAUACGAACAACCGCAAGUAUUUUUAAUAAUUAUGUAGUUGAAAUGAAUUAUAUUUGUCAUAUUAAAUGAAAGUAAAAAAUAAGGAGAAGUUAAUUAACCGGUAAAAAUUUGCUUAUUUACAACUACCUUCAAUCUUAUGGAUCCAGAAUUUCUAUCAAGAUUGGUGCCACAAAACAAAGAUCAUGCAAGACCUGCUUGCAAAAAAUGUGGUUACGCAGGACAUUUGACUUAUCAGUGUCGCAAUUUUAUUAAAGUUGAUCCAAACAAAGAAAUCGUAUUAGAUGUAAGUAGUACCAGUUCAAACAGCGAUGAAAACUAUGUUACACCAUUAACAGAAUUGCGUGAAAAAGAAUUAAAAAAGAAAUUGAAAGAAGCGAAAAAGAGACACAAGGAAAAGAAAAAUAAGAAAAGUUCGAAGAAAAAAAAGAGAACUAAAUCAAGCGAUACGGAAUCUGAUAGUUCAUCUACGGAAGAAGAUGAGGAAGAGCGAAAGGCAGAGAAACGACAUAAACAUAAAAAAAGAAAGAAAAAGUCUAAACAUAAAAAGAAAAAGAAACGUAAAAGGGAAACCUCAUCAGAGAGCAACAGUGAUUAAUGUCAACGGUGGCUCAUUGUCAAAACCACUAUUGAUACAAAAUUUAUAAUAUAAAAUAGUUUUAAAUAAUUUUUUAAUUCCGUCAUAUAUGGUCUUUCCUAAUAUAAUGUAUAUACAUUAAUAGACAUUUUA
Messenger RNA from Polistes dominula (European paper wasp), 743 nucleotides. RefSeq lists its product as uncharacterized. The record is from RefSeq and is a predicted model, not a curated record. Gene Ontology annotation, molecular function: nucleic acid binding; zinc ion binding. Lineage: Eukaryota; Metazoa; Arthropoda; Insecta; Hymenoptera; Vespidae.